This is a messenger RNA of Aethina tumida (small hive beetle), 663 nucleotides long. RefSeq names its product acylcarnitine hydrolase-like. The coding region runs from base 1 to 663 and encodes 220 amino acids. Lineage: Eukaryota; Metazoa; Arthropoda; Insecta; Coleoptera; Nitidulidae. The transcript is spliced from 6 exons. The record is from RefSeq and is a predicted model, not a curated record.
AUGAAACCAGACCAUGAAGGUGCCUUCUUUCCAAGUAAAAGUCACGAGUUGUUCCAAAAUGGUGGCUUCCACAAGGUUCCGAUGAUUAUUGGGUAUAAUUCAGAAGAAGCUGAUUUGCUGAAGCUGUUACUGAUAAAAUACGACUUUGAGCCAGCCAAUCUAGCACCAGACGACAUGAAUAAAAGAAUCAGAGACACCAAACUAGUUCAGUUCAUCAGUGUUGAUCAGUUUGUUCGACCAAUCACGGAAACCGUCCGUCUUCAAUCAGCAUUCACCCCAGUUUACUUCUACGUUUUCUCCUACCAAGGCGUCUUGGGUACCACUUCAAACAGAACCAUGCCCGGUGUUGGACACGCUGAGGAACUACGAUAUCUGUUCAAAGGCAACGAAACCAACAUUAAUGCAUCAGACCAAAGAACUAUUCAGAGGAUGACCACUAUGUGGACGAAUUUUGCUAAAUUUGGGACGCCAACUCCAAAAAAGGACUCACUGUUUGAUAAUGUGAUUUGGGAACCUGCAAGAGCGUCAAACGCUUCAUCAGAUCUCAAGUACUUGAACAUUGGAGUUAGCUUAGCACUUGGAGUUAAUCCAAAUGAAAAAGAUGUACGUUUCUACCAAGGUUUAUAUAACAAAUUCGGAAAUCCUCCUUAUACUACAUACUAG